GCCAUAUUUUGCAGGGGGUGACUCCAUAGUGAGGAAACCGCCCUCAUCCUCAAAUCAAAGAACCGGGCUCCUCCCUGACAGCACUACCUAAGAAAGGCUUCGAGGGAGAAGCGACGCGAGUCUCGAGCCCCCGCGGACAGCUCGGGGGGACUCGGGGGGCAGGAGAGGUUCCCCCACUCUCCUGAGGGGCCCGUUGGUUCGCGCCGGCGCCUUUUAAGGGCACCGUGGGGUGAACGGAGCGCUCAGAGCUGCUCCGGCCGCGGCCCUGGGAGCUGGAGGAGCCGCGACUCAGCAGGCAUGACUGGAGAGGGAAGUCCCAAUGGUGCUAGAAUGGUGCUGCAGUGGCAGAAGACGGCUCACGAGUGAGGUCUGGAAGAACAACAGGGAAGACAUCCAUCAUUUGCUCCAAAGUGUGCAAGUCAGAUCCUGGGGAGAAUCAUGAUAACCCUGAUCACUGAGCAGCUACAGAAACAGACUCUGGAUGAGCUGAAAUGCACACGCUUCAGCAUCAGUCUGCCUUUGCCUGAUCAUGCAGACAUCUCCAACUGUGGGAACCCUUUCCAGCUUGUGCCUGAAGGUGCUUCCUGGAGGGGCCUGCCCCACUGUUCCUGUGCCGAGUUCCAGGACAGCCUCAACCUCAGCUACCACCCGUCAGGCUUGAGCCUGCACCUCAGACCACCCAGCCGGGGAAGCUCCCCACCGGAGCAGCCCCUCUCCCAAGUUCUAAGCCCUGAGCCCCCCGACCCAGAGAAGCUUCCUGUGCCCCCAACCCCUCCAUCCAAGAGGCACUGCCGCUCACUCUCAGUGCCCGUGGACCUGUCUCGCUGGCAGCCAGUGUGGCGGCCUGCCCCCUCCAAGCUGUGGACUCCCAUCAAGCACCGAGGCAGUGGUGGAGGGGGUGGGCCGCAGGUGCCUCACCAGAGCCCUCCAAAGCGGGUCUCCAGCCUCAGGUUCCUCCAAGCUCCCAGUGCCUCUUCUCAAUGUGCCCCAGCCCACAGACCCUACAGUCCACCUUUCUUCAGCCUGGCCCUGACCCAAGAUUCCUCUCAACCCUGCGCUGCCUCCCCCCAAAGUGGCUCCUGGGAGAGUGAUGCUGAAUCCCUGUCCCCUUGCCCACCCCAGCGUCGAUUUUCCCUAUCACCCAGCCUGGGCCCACAGGCAAGCCGCUUCUUGCCUUCUGCCCGGAGCUCCCCUGCAUCCUCCCCAGAGCUGCCCUGGCGACCCCGGGGCCUCCGCAACCUUCCUCGAAGCCGCUCACAGCCUUGUGAUCUGGAUGCCCGAAAAGCUGGAGUGAAGCGGCGCCACGAGGAGGACCCCCGGCGGCUAAGGCCCUCCUUGGACUUUGACAAGAUGAAUCAGAAACCAUACUCAGGAGGUGUCUGUCUCCAAGAAACAGCCCGGGAAGGCAGCAGCAUCUCUCCACCGUGGUUCAUGGCCUGUAGCCCCCCACCCCUCUCUGCUUCCUGCAGCCCCAUUGGGGGUUCCUCCCAGGUGCUGAGUGAAAGCGAAGAGGAGGAGGAGGGGUCCGUGCGGUGGGGGCGGCAGGCGCUGAGUAAGCGGACACUGUGCCAGCAGGACUUUGGGGACCUGGACUUAAAUCUGAUUGAGGAGAACUAAAACUGAGAGGCUACUACUUCCUGGGGCCACACAGACUGACUCUCUUACGGCUACUAACAAGUGUCGAGGCUCCAAGACUGGGGCCCAGCCUGGGAAUGGGGAUGAGUGGAGGGCUCCCACUCAGGGCAGCUGGAAAUCUCGCUCCAGGAAGCUCGACCAUGCCGAGAGACUGGCCGGGACAAGAUAAACAGAGCUGGUGGCGGGAGGGACAGCCCCAGAGCAGACCCUUCCCAUGGCGGCCCUGAGUGUGAGUAUCCCUGCCAAUGAGAAAGCAGUGGGCAGGGAAGGAAGGGGUCAGCUGACCCCUGCUCGGGGAAUUUCACUAGCCCCUUUGCUUCAAAGGGCACUUGUGUCUUAGAAUUUGGCCAGGGUGGGGGGUUCAUUCAGCCUCCUUGGAGAAAUUGUGUGUGAGUGUGUGUGUGUGCUUGGGAGUAUACUUGAGGAAAGGUGUAAAGGUGUGUUUGCGUAGCCUUAGGGAAGGAAGGCAGUUGCUCCUUAAUAGUAGAGCAUCAUGAUACCCCCAGGAUCUUGAGUUUUCAUGGGGCUGUGGGCUUGUUAAAGAAGUCAAAAGGAGGGCACCAAGUUUUUCUUUUUCCUAAGUAGCUUUGGAACCAGGCUUAUGAUCCAUAAGCACCACUGGCUCCGCAAAGGAUUCUGUUUGGGGGUACUGCAAGCUCUUUUAAGUGCUGUGACCUCAGCCAAUGGUUUUUUCCUCAGGCCCACCCCCCCCUCCCCUAGAUAGAUUUAGUGUUGGGGCUGGAGAGGGCUCUUCACAUUGAUUCUGAGCUGGCCUUUUCUUCUUAUCAGAUUGCCUAGGCUGUAUACCACCUGCCUCUCUCACUCUCUAAGUAGAUGCAAGCACAUGUGGGUAACUGAGGCAGGGUUGAAGGGCUUCAUCUCUUUCUUUCCCUCUUUACUGAUGGGACCUUUUUCCCCUCACCCUCUGACCUUUGAUGCAUUUGGACUGCUGACCAUUUAAAAGCAGCCUGUGAUUGCUUCUUUUGUAAAGCAAGCAAGCAACCUCCCUCUACUUUAGCUGUUUGACUAUUUGGAUUUUCACACAUUGGGCUUACCCAGAGUGUAGCGCAUCUCUACAGGGCUGUGGUUGACGCUGGGUAGACAUCUGCAUCUGUGUUGUGUGUGUGGUGUGGCUGACCAGUAGGUGAGUAUUCCUGCGUGUGUGAGUGAAGCCACUCCCAGGCUGGUGCUCUCCUCCUGUGCCCGGUGACUGCCCAGUGGCAGCUUUAGCUGCCCUUCACUCCCACCUGCUGCCAAAGUCCCUGUGCUAAUGGGAUUACAAAUACAAAAAGUGGAAAAAAUUUUUUCGUAAACUUUGUUUUAUAUUAAAAAAAAAUCCAUAAGUCUGUGUGUGUGUUAAACAUGAGGUCCUGCCUCUGUGGCCGUGUUUGAAAAAAUAAAGUUUUAUUAGAAUAAUCCAUUUUCCCAAGCAA
Myotis daubentonii (Daubenton's bat) is the source of this 3068-nucleotide messenger RNA. RefSeq names its product family with sequence similarity 53 member C (gene FAM53C). Gene Ontology annotation, biological process: protein import into nucleus. Gene Ontology annotation, cellular component: nucleus. The record is from RefSeq and is a predicted model, not a curated record. Lineage: Eukaryota; Metazoa; Chordata; Mammalia; Chiroptera; Vespertilionidae.